AUGUCUUCAACAGUCAAGAAAAAGCUUGUAGAAGUUGCUUGCUGUGUGCUGGGCUCCGAGUCAUCACCGUCGUGCAAGAAAAUCCCAAGCCGUUGGAAGAACGGUCAGAAAGGAACGAACCGUUUUGGGAAAUCCGCCGAGCUGGGGACGAAGACCCGGAAAAAAGCUACAAAAGCACCCGGAGAAGAAGAGGACAAUAAGUGCCAAGUUAAUCGGGCCACUGGAAGCCGCAGAGAGUCCCGAAAGAAAACCAUCAAACGGGAAGGAGGAAAAAAUAAAGGGCCAAGCAAACCCGGCCACGGAACCGGCUUACAAAAGGGAAAAGUCCCCGAGAGCCCCUUCGCGGAAGGGAGUUGGUCAACGGUGUGCGAGCGGACAACAGUACGCGUGCGGAAACGAGCGGGAACCGAAGAGCAUCAGAAAGCAGUUCGACAGUGGUCGAUGGUCAUCAAGGAAUCGCAGGACUUCCGGAGAAGCCGGAAUUCAUCACUACAAGGUAUCAGACGGAGAUUCGACAGUGGUCGAGGAGUUCGAAGGAACCGGAAACGGCUUCCGGAAGAAUCCGGAUUGCACGGAGGAGAAUUUCGCCAGAAAAGUGCUCGACAGUGGUCGAGAGAAUCAGAGGAACGGUUCGUGAUUUUCCGGAACAAUCCGGGUAGAAGCUGCACGGAAUCGAGGCCGACGGCUGCCGGUGGAGAACGAUUCGGCCUGGACGCAGCCCAGAGAAUCGUCGUCGACCGAAGAAGGCAAUCUGCCGCAACCGCAAGUAUGCUGUCAGGACUUCCAAAUUCGAAUUGUUGCUGCGUUCGCCACCCGAGCGGUUUCUGCGAUUUCUGGGUCAACGAUGACCGACCAAUUGAUCGUCAUUCUUGGGAUGAAUCGAGUCCGGAACAUCCAGUGAAAUGCACGUAA
Uranotaenia lowii is the source of this 912-nucleotide messenger RNA. RefSeq lists its product as uncharacterized. The transcript has 3 exons. Lineage: Eukaryota; Metazoa; Arthropoda; Insecta; Diptera; Culicidae. The record is from RefSeq and is a predicted model, not a curated record. Bases 1 to 912 code for a protein of 303 amino acids.